This is a messenger RNA of Laccaria bicolor S238N-H82, 5604 nucleotides long. RefSeq lists its product as uncharacterized. NCBI's taxonomy places the organism in Eukaryota, Fungi, Basidiomycota, Agaricomycetes, Agaricales, Hydnangiaceae. Gene Ontology annotation, cellular component: transcription factor TFIIIC complex. Gene Ontology annotation, molecular function: DNA binding. Gene Ontology annotation, biological process: 5S class rRNA transcription by RNA polymerase III; transcription initiation at RNA polymerase III promoter. Bases 1 to 5604 code for a protein of 1867 amino acids. The record is from RefSeq and is a predicted model, not a curated record. The transcript has 13 exons.
AUGGACGAGCUCCUUCACCAUUGUCUGCGUGAGCUCUCCUUUGAUGGAGAUCUUGGUUGCAACGUUUCUCGCUUGAGAGACUUCGUUGUUGGGUUUUAUUCUCAGUCUGGUGUACCACAUACACAAAAUCCAGACGACGCCUUCUGCGCUUUUGUGUGGUCAUUAAUAGUACAGCAGCCAACGGUUUUAGUUGGCACGAUCUCGUUAGGCGACUCCUCGGACAUCUGGGUAGCGCCUCAGACUAGCGCGAAGCGCAAAGCAAGAGCAAGAGGUGAAGACCACGUGGAUACAAUACCUCCAAAGUUGGAUCCUGUACCCGCCGCCAAAGAUACUGCCCUUGAUGAGCUUCAAAGACUUCACGGAGAUCGUUUAAGAAUUGCUGUCGAGCCGGAUGCGAUAUUUGCGGCAAUAACUGGCUCCCACAUCAGAGUAAACUUUCCCUUGACGAGGCUUUCCCGCCUCACAUUUCUAAUAUCCAUGUCACAGUCCUCUAAAAUGAGCCCGAUGGUGUACUCGGCCCUCCAAAUUAUCACGCAGGGCCGUGACAAUGGAGUAACCGUCGUUGAACUUGGCCGAAAAUCCAAAUAUGAUCAAAAGACAUGUUUUUAUCUUGUCAGACAAUUGACCGAGUUAGAUCUCGUUGUGAAGGUCAGGCGCGGCGGCGUCGGCACUCACUUCUGUAUCCACAAAUAUUUCUUCGACCGCGAUCCAUCGUGGAAGGCUAUUCGGGACGAAGAAACCCUAGCUGAGGAUCUACAGAAAAAUGGAAACGAUACAGCCGUCUUGGAUGAAGAAGAGGCCGGCGUAAAUGCCACGGCGCUCAAAUUUACACCAAUUGACGCACGCCACCUUUCAAGUCUACCUCUUAUCAGCGCUCGCGUCGUUAAAUUAUUAAAAGCCUCCAAGAAUUUUAUCCAUGCAUCUAAUAAUAUGUUGAUAACGCUCGGGUUUUCUAAUCCGACUAAAACCGACCGCCGCUUUUUUCAGAGUCGGAUCCGCGAAAUGAUCCAACAACGACUUAUCGAGAAAGUUGUUGUUCCAAGCAACAGGAAAAAAUCCGUAAACGCAUCCGUGAAGUGCUUUCGUUUGGUGACUACCGGCGAUCUGGAAAACCAUGGGGCAGUUGUUGAUGAAGACGAUGAGGACGAUCCUUUGCUAGAUGGCCAAAAUGGGAUCAAAAUGAAUAUUACGAUUCACAAACAAAUUAUAGACCUAAUAGAAGAGUCUGGGAUCACUGGGAUGACUUUGAACGAACUCUCAGCCGCCCUAUGUAAUUUUGAUAAACGCACGAUUGAACUCCUCUUGGCUCGCGCAGAAAAAUAUCAUCCCCCACCUCACUUGAGUGACCUGGGCAUCGCAGCGCUGAUGGAAACUAGUGGCCGUGAGCGGCGUCACAGAUACUACACUGUCGCAUGCUACCGAAAGCUGGUAUCCAACGAGCAAUUGGACAAAUCCUCCGCAGGUUACGGGGACGUUGACCUCAGAACUGUUGGGGGAUUUUACGCUUUCGACACAAAGAUUUUUUAUGAAUCGGAAAGCGAACUUUUUAAUUAUCAAGAUUCCUUCAAGGACGAAAAAACCCGAAGCAGAAACCCAGUGAGGAGGCCGCCAAAAAAUCCCAUCUUACCAGACGGCAGCGUAAAACAGGGCAGGCCGCGAAAACAUCCUAUAGAAGUUGAACCGGGAAGUACAGCUAACGGUCAACAGACAUCAAGGAAACGAAAGGCGGCACAACUAUCCCAUCCUGAUCCCCUUGAAAACGACGAUGUAAUCCGGGAGACCGCCAACAAGAGAAGACGGCUCAUAUCAAACCAAGCUAAUGACUCUAAAGAUGAAACUUCACCAGUGCAGCCCAAAAGACGGGGCCGCCCCCCCAAAUUGAAGGUGGACACUGUCACAAUUGCUGAAAAAGGACAGCGUCGUGGGCGGCCGCCCAAACGAAAGAAGUCAGUUGAACCAGAUGUUGAAACUUCGGUGAAGAAAAGACGGGGGCGUCCGCCGAAAGCCACACGAGAUGCACAGCGACAUAGAUCGCCUGAUACCGCCGAUGACCCAGUUGAAGCAAUUGAUCGGCUCCAGAUCAAUUUGGAAGACCCCAACAAGCCGUCUCUGCCUGAAUUGGUUGCCACAACGCCAGAAACACAUCCAUUCGAGCUCAACCUCGAACCUCAUAGGGAAAAGAUGACACCUAUUUUUACAGUCCCGUCCAAUGUCGAGUCUUUCUGUGGUAUUAAUCCUCACCAGUUGGAUAAUUGUACCCAAGAGCCACUGAGUGGCGACUCUAUCAAUGGUACUCUGGAUGGCUCGAACAUAUCCCACAUUACUAGUACAAGCCUGGCAUUACCUGAUUUAGGGCGUCGUGUCCUCACAGUUGAAGCAGAUGUAUUGACAUCGGCCUCUUAUGCUCCAUCCAACGCGGACAAGGCGGGCGAAGCGAGUCUUGGUCAAGCAUCAGAAGCUUUGGCUGGGGCGGUCUCUACAGGAUCAUCCAAGGAAAAGUCCAGCUCAGCCUCACGCUCCCGCGUCAAUGUUUCACACCUUCGCCGAGAAAACGAGCUUUAUCGCGUCGUUGAAGAUUUUGGUGGGAUAAUCAACAUCCAGACGAAGGAAUUUUUUGAAGCCCACAUGAACCUUCUUGAAACACUUUCGAAAGCUGGGGAACCAACCAGCGCACCAAUCGGCACUAGGACCGAUAAACGAACGGCGACUGCAACAUUCAACAGUUUGGAGAUGAAAGGCAGAGUCAAGCAGCUCCGGACAUCUGUCACAACACACACAGGAGUUAAUCGGCCAGCUUGCAUCGUUUACCUCCCACACAUCGAUCAUGGCAAAUUGAACGCCUUUCUUGCAGAUUUGGCACGGGGGACCCAGCCAACUCCUCCGCAACUUGGGACAUUCGUGAAAUUUGACCAACCCGUUGAAUACGGCGCAGACCCUUCUUCCACUAUUCGUAACGCUUUGCCUCUUCAACUACUACAGAUGGAACAACCGGGCGACAGCAAGGAGAGGUGGAGCAAGAACGUUGCCAGAGCUAGCCAGCUCUUCACGUAUGAUGAUUCCACCAUUCGAGAGGUUCUGCUUGCUGAAAGGACAACGCUGGGGCAGCUAUAUGGAUUCAUUGUUGGGAAAAUCAUUCGGGCGCGUGAGCUACAUCUUUCCGUCCUGAGUGCCUUUGAGACAGGAAGCCCUUGCCGUAACGUCAUUUCUUGCGAGGGAAGAAUUAUCGACCUGGCCUUCUUUUGUCACGAUCUGCCGCUCAGUCUCUACACUUCACUGGUAUCCUCUUUAUCGCAUGAUGAUGAACUCACUGCCUUUUUUGGAACUGAAGAGGGUCGACAGACGCCUGUUCGAGACCUUCCACAGCAUCUGCACUCAAUCCUGCAAAUUGGACGAUCACGAGCCCGUUCACGCUUUCUAGAUAUCCUAGAAACUCUCAGGUGUCUGCAGUUGGUGACACCUCUGCAAUUAUCCACGGCAAGCGUUCCAUGGAUAACAUGUCCACCUAAUGGAGAUCACCCAACGAAGUUUGAUCCAGCUUCUCUCGAUGGCUGGACAAUCAACACUCCAAUGUCUGCGCCUGCAUAUUGGUACUUCAGCGACCUUGCACCCAUCCACUUGUGGGCCGUUUCAGAAACCCAACCUCCUUUCUGGAAGGAUACUUCCGUUGGCACCGCUGCGGAUGGUUUGAACUAUUGGGAGUCUCUGCGAGAAGCAUGUAUUAACCCGCUUAUCCCUGUCAACGCAAACGUUAGCAGUAAAUUAGACCCUUUGAAUCCGAGCAUCAGUGUGGCACGUUCUCUGCGCCGUACAGUUUCGUGGAACCCCGAUUAUAUCCUCACUUGGCAUCAAAUGCAAUACCUAAAACGAUUUAUAGAUGUAGCAUCAGGGAAAACUCCUCUGCAGGAAGAUGAGGACACUUCCACGAGUCAAAUCGAAAGGAUCUGCAGGGUUAUCAGCGCACCACGCUCAACGAUCGAAAAUUAUUUCCGUGCAAGUCGCGUCAAAUUACUCGGCGACUUGGAACGGAUGCGCCGGAAGGUCAAAGAACGGAAAACUGAAAAGCGAUCUCGACGUGCCGCAGAGACCAAGGUGUCCCUGGCGAGAAAGGCGGAGGAGGCUAGAUUGAAUCGAGAGCAGGAGUGGAACAUGUUACUCUUGCGUGUGCACCCCGACGCUCUGGGUCCAGCGACUGUCCGUGUCGAUCGGGUACGCAAUCGCUUUCUACAGACUGGUUCAACCAAAGAUAUUGAAAAGUGGGAAAAACAAAUUAACGACGCUGUACGGGAGGCAGGGGUAGUCGCAAUGAAGACCUUGAAGACCUCUGCCAAACGAAACUCGACGGACAAACACAUCCUUCCCAUGAUAUUGCGGGAUUCCCAUCCACAAGUAAUCGAAGUUCCCUGUCCGUCUAUCAAGACUUUGAUAGAACAGCAAGGGCCACCCAUACUACAUCAGAAGGAAGGUGCAAAAAGAAAGCGAAAAUCGAGCGCUAUCAACGAAGACCCAAGGGCGCCCGAUGCUCAAAAAAAGUCUACUCGACGGCACCGAUUUCAAUGGUCUCGGGACUAUGAUGAGCUUGCGAGGGAUGCCUCUGCCAUCAUUCGAGCCCGUUGCCGAGGUUUACCAAGGCUCGAUUGGGCCGCCUUCGAACAAGUUUUUCCUGCAGUGCCUCGCAACACUGUGCGGCAGCGUUUGUCUCACAUAAAGGAGACGCCUGGAAAUGAAGCGUAUCUGCGCCGGUUGGAAGAAAGAUGGUACGAUUUGUGGAUCAAGCACAGAGGGACCAGCAUUCUUCCAGACGAGUACCUUGAGAGUACGUCGAAUUUCAAUUUAGUGAAACACGUGGAGUUCCUUCGAGCUCACGUCGAUAAAAAUGCUUUACGGGUCGGCUUGGCUGAACCAAAAGAGAAAGCUGGUAUUCUUGUCCCACUGAGCAUUGAGCGGCUGCUCGACGAGUUCGAAGUAGUUGAAACAACACCAGCCGCACCUUCGUGGGAUUUCGUCUGGAAUGCUGCCGUCGAGGAAGGUCGUGAGAAGCGUCUCUUGAGACAACCUUUCACGAGGGAACCCGGAGAGUUUCCUCCUCGUAGCAUGUGCGAGGAAGAGGAUAUAUUUCUCGCCGAAUCCACUUUGAAGAUGGCGAUGGGUACUCCCCCUGAGCGUUAUGACUCUGAGUCCGCCUCGCUUCUGCUCCGCAGCGCUGGGGAAGAUGCUGUCGCUACUGCGAUCAAGAACCUUCUCGGCAAGGGUGUCUUGUCGAAAUCUCAACGCGAUCCUACAAAGCAAAAACCUGGGAGGCAACUCAAAAUAUCGGAGAGCAAUCAGAAUGCAAUUGGUGGAGUUAUAUCCUGCGACACCUACCAGGAUGCUGCAUCAUUGGUGGAGGCAGUUACUACAAAUGUGGUCACAUGGCGAGAAUGGCCCCUCACAGCCACCGACGGAGAUUGUGCCGCCCUCAUACAACUCGUGUCCGAAAACCAGGUUGAUUUCAAGGUUGAUACCUCUCAACCAAGGGCCGCACGUCCGAUGCUGGAUUGGAAUAGCAAAAAAGCUGGUUUGUGCGCUACAAUUGUCAACGAGGCGGUUACUUACAAAAGAAUUUGA